Molecule: messenger RNA, 864 nt
Organism: Aspergillus homomorphus CBS 101889
Lineage: Eukaryota; Fungi; Ascomycota; Eurotiomycetes; Eurotiales; Aspergillaceae
Exons: 5
Coding region: 1-864 (287 amino acids)
Source: RefSeq, a predicted model, not a curated record
AUGGAUAUGCUUAAGGAGCUUAUCGGCCUAGAGACUUUGUGGAAGGGGACUUUCACAUCGAGGUCAUCUGUGAGUAGCCUUAUGGCUAUUCCGCAAAACUGCUUGGUAUGGGAUGCAAGUUCAUCAAGCAGGUUGAACAUCCUCCGCAGCGUCACGCAGCGGUCCGAUGCGCACACGAUCGAUGACUGGCCCUUAGACCUCCCAAGCACUGCAUCCACGAUCGCGUUCGCAGAGCGCGUAAAAACUGAGAUCAAUCGCCUGAAUGUUUUGGUCGAGAAUGCCGGCAUGCAUUCGCCCGACUGGACACUGUGCGGGAACCACGAGCAGGCCGUGAAGAUUAAUGUGCUGAAAACCUUCCUGCUGGCACUGAUGCUUCUUUCAAAGCUCCGCGAGACUAGAACUGUGUUCGAGGCGCAUCGCAUGACUGUGUUUCCCGAAGUCAAUGCCACGGAUCUUUAUGCGCGGUUGAAGGAGAAGGAGCGGUUCAGACAGCAGCCUAGGUAUCGCGCGACGGGGUUGAUUGGAGUGCUGUUUACGCGCGAACUUGUGCUGCGGCUCGAGGCUAAGCGAAUGGACACGCCUGGUGCGCCUCCGGUGGUUACCAACAUGGCGCCGCCGUUGAUUGUCCGGGCUGUUCAGCGCACGCUCAUGCGGACGGCUGAAGUGAGUGGGAGAACGUUGGUGCUUGCAGCCUCAGCUCCGGAGAGUUCCCAUGGCGAGUUUCAGAGUGAUGGGGCGAACCAGGACGUUGAGCGUUGGAUCUAUACUGAGACUGGGAAGAGGGCACAGAAGAAGGUCUUCGAGCAGACGUUGAGUAUUGUGGAAGAGCGACGGCCGGGUAUCUCUCAUGAGGCUGGGCUCUGA